UGUUAUCUAGGGUAUAUAUGACGCUUAACGCUUAACGCUUGACGCUUGACGCCUGAACGCUUGAACGCUUGAUAAAUGUUCCCACUUUCGGAUUUUGUUUCACAGUUUCACAAGUCGAGGGGGGCUCCAACAUAUUUCAGAUUUCCCCUGCGCACUGAUGGUUGUCUGUUUUAUCUGUUUUGCCUUUACUGACAACGUUGUCGCACUACCUAGCUCCGUCCCAGACGCUGCCGGAACACUUCCACGAUCAGUUAAAGUACUCUGCGCGACCAUCCCCUCCGCGACUUAAUACUCACGACGACAACGCCCAUGAUGACGAAGACGAUAAUGGCGGCUGGGAUAAUACUCUUAGACCUGUAGCCCUCGAUUCUUCUGCUUCUCGAGCCAUUGCGCAUUCGCGUGAGUCUUCGCUUGAGAAAUUACAGUCGGGUGCACUCGCUGGCAUCCCUGAAUCGCCCCAAUCAGCAUCGUCCCCCACUACAUCCCCUGGCCUGCGUGCGGCCGCGUCGCGUUCCGGCCCAGGCGGCAUAUUCGAGCGUCUCGUUGACCCGAAGGCUGCAUCGUACGGACACCAUCGUCAGACUUCUAUUGUUCAUGGCAUCCAACAUUCGAGGAAUGGGAGUCUCGCAAGCUCGUCUUCGAGUCCUCUCAGUCCGCAAAUGAUAGCAGCCGCAGGUGCUGGGCUUCUACCAGAACGGUCAGACAUGUCAACUAUGAACCGCUUAGAUUCGGAAAUGUCAACAGCCUCGAUACCUACGAUGGCCUCACGGCCGACGACUGCCCUGUCGGGCACUACCGCCAGCGUAUCCAUCCACUCAGAAAGAACACAAUCCAGCCAGGAGAAUAAUAUUGGAGGUACUAUUACUCAGAAGAAGCUCGAGCGGAAGCAUAGCAAAACCCGGCGCGAUCAUACACAUCACCACUCGCAUUCGUCGAGACACCACAGGGAUGAACCGAAGACUGUGGGCGAAUAUGCCAUGCAUGUAUUAUUCACAUCAUUUAUUGCUAUGGCCGAAGACAAACUACAGGAAUGUAUCACAGUGCCUUUCGACCCCGAACCACCAAUUGAGCAGAUAUGCGGUCCCGGAGCUGACCCGGCGUUUGACCGCUUUAUUGAAGCUCUUGGGCAUAUUGCAAGCCAGAAACCAAGACCACUAAUCGAUUCUAUAAUGCUCUGGCGGAAACAUAAAAGUGAAGCAGCCAACGAGGCACGUAGUCUACUUCAUCAGAUGAAAUCGAACCUCCCCGCGGCGUCUCUUGUCAGGCGUAAUACAGAGCCGUUGCAACUCAUUACCGGGAAUCCUGGGGAUGGGACGUCCAACGUGCCGCACGCCCUCGCGGAGAAGCAGAAUGAAGCAGCCCAUGCCGAGCGUCGAUCUAUUGUCUCUAUUUUUAUAUUGUGCCGGGUCCUCCUGGAAGUCAUCACCCAGAGCAGCCUCAGUUCCAUUACUCCCGAGAUGGAGGAUAAGCUUGAAGCUAUUAUAUUCGGCCAGCUAAAGAUUGCUGAUAUAGAGCAACUAUACAUAUCCCCCCUCAAGCUGGCCAACUGGAACCUUUUCGCCCAGUUGCUUGGUGCCAUGAGCGUGAUCAAUUUUACCAGCGUUACGGAUCGAUUUAUUAACGAUCUCGACCGGACCCUCCAGGAACUUACCGUAAGGAAUUCGACGUCUCAGAAUAGGGACCCCGAGGGCCAAGUGGAGUUGGUGCUAGGGGGUAUGAAGCACUUACAUAUAAAGAUUGAUACCGACGAAAGCUGGGAUCAAGCCUGCGACUUUCUUGUGUCCCUAGCUAAACUGUUUGCCCGAUCCCACGGCCAGAAGGUGAAGGCGGCGUUUUGCCAGAUAUUAGAUACACUGCUCCUCCCUAUCGCAGCUAAGGCUACUAACAAGCAUUUCUCUUACCUGAAGUGGUCCGAAGUGCUCAGCAAUAUUAGCCCUCGUCUGGCAACCAUGUUUGUAAAGCCGCGCCAUUGGCAGUCUGCUUUCCCGUUGACAGCAACGAUGCUCUGCGUGUCAUCUCCGGAGAAUCUGAGUAACCAAUGGUUGCAACUGAUUCGAACAGUCCAGCCGAGACUCAAAGAUCGCAAUAUGCGUCCUGUGUGCCUGCAAGUUAUCUCACGGUUAGUAUGGGCUUAUCUAUAUCGAACUACUAAUACUAUUGCCGGAGCUGGGCGAAAACUAGACGAAGUAAUGCAACUCGUCUUGCCUGCUACCAAGCGUACAUUUUCGGCCGCGGAUACGGCUUCCACAGGGCCAUUGAUACAACUUAUUAGAAUCAUUGGCUUUAAAUACCCAGAAUAUUGUUGCGAUACCAUUAUCUUUCCUUUAAUAAAUGCCGACCUUAUUCAGAAUAAGGACCUCAAAGUUGAACAGCUAGAGCCGGACAAGAUAGUCAUCGGGAUCAGGGCAUUUCUCGCAGUCAUGUCCGACUUAGAAAAGGGUGAACGACCUCCAUUUCCUCAGCAAUAUCCUCUCCCAUCUGCUUCCGAUCGGGCACCUCCGAGUUCACCAGCAUCGGCCUCAACUUCCAGCAUGGUGCCCGCAAGUCCGCUCACAUAUGAUCGCGACGAAUCACUAUCGCAACCCGUGCAAGUCGGAUCAUUGAGCGACGGCGCAAAAACCCGCUAUAAACAAUUCUCGGAAGUUCUCGGUAAAAUUACCAUCAUCUGCGACAAUACCUUCGGAGGCCAGGCUGCGCUUGAUGAGAAGUUCAGUAGCCCAACAGGACCGAAGACGCCCAUCUCCGAGACUUUCAACUUUUCACGACGCGAUGACCAUCCAAGUCCUGCUGAUCAAAAGCAAGCUUUCUACGAACUUCUCCAUGUUGCCGUGCAGGCCCUGCCUCGUUGUCUCCCUGCUGAUAUACCUUUUAAUUCACUGAUUAAUCUUCUCUGUACGGGCACGGCACACGUUCAGCAUAAUAUUGCUGAAUCUUCUGCCCAAUCUCUCAAAUCUAUUGCCCGGCAAUCAUAUGCACACCAAGUCACGGUAGGAUUUGCUCGGUUUAUCUUCAAUUUUGAUGACCGCUACUCUACGAUGUCUGAUGGGGGGAUGCUUGGUCCUGGUCAUAUCGAGAGCACUUUACGGCUCUACGUCGAGUUGCUACAAAUAUGGAGGGACGAGAUACGUCAGAAAACUAAAGAUGCCGCAUCUGAUAUUGGAGACCCUAAUGGUACCGAUAAGCGGGGAAUGAAACUAGAUUUAUCUAGCAUCUGGGCCGAAGUCGAACACGUAGAGGCCCGCGGUUUGUUCUUCCUGUGCUCGCAAUCGCGUAGGGUACGGCACUUUGCGAUCACGGUCCUCCGGCUGAUCGUCGAGUUCGAUGCCGCCCUGGGCAAAGACAGUACGCAAGAGAAAGACACAGUUCGGCUCAUUGAUAUCCUAGAAAAUGAUUCGGUGCAAGUGAUGAAUUUCAAGGACGAACAUCUAUCUGUAGCAGAACGAAGCCGACUUCAAAGAGGCAUGCAGAACAGCAACAACAAAGGGGCCCUAAUUGAGCUCUGCACCAGCGACGUUUCAUAUGACACAACUCUCUGGUUUAAGAUUUUCCCUAAUUUCAUACGGAUUGCUUAUGAUCGAUGUCCCUUUACUGUGACUAUCGGCCGGGAUCUAGUGUGCAACCGAAUUCUACAGAUGUACAAGGGUAUAGUUGUUCUGUCAGAACCAACUCGGGGUCUCUAUUAUGGAUCCGACCCCGGAAGUGCUAGAUACACGGGAAGGACGCCGACGACGCAGCCUGACGUGCUUGUUGAACAAUGGAAACUGUACUUGACUUUUGCCUGUACCACUUUGACCGAGGCUGGUACUACUAUAAAUGGCACGUCGCAAAGUAGCCCACAUGCGCGGAAAGUAUCCAAAACCGCCGACAAGAUUGUAUCGGCUAGGACGCUCUUCAAAUUCUUGAUACCGUUGCUCUUAGCUUCUUCGGCUUCCGUUCGUGAAGCUGUCGUGCUUGCUAUGGGCUCGAUCAAUAUUAACAUAUAUCGAACGUUACUCGAGGAGCUACAGGGACAAGUAUCCCGAUGUAACGACGAAGCACGCGCCCGGAUACACCAGCGAACCAAUAGUGGCCCGCGUAGAAAUCGGAAAACAGACCUGUUGCGGACAGAGAUCACUUACGUAUAUAAGUUGACUUGCCACUUUUUAAAGGAGCCCGAGGUUUACCAAGAUGAUUGGAUCCUCAGCAAUCUUUGUACGUACACGAAGGACCUGAAGCUCUUCCUCAUGGAUGGCGAGGUUCAGAUGGAUUGGGAAUUUCAAAAGCUGAGGCGCCAUUACUGCGGCCUUGUCGAGGGGCUUUUCGAGGGAGUAAACCGUACGAAAGACCCGUCUCGUUGGAUGACGUUUGAGUCGCGGAAGUCUUCUUUCACCCUGAUGGAAGACUGGUGUGGGUUCUCACCAAACCAGAUGCAGAUCCGCCAAAGGGAAGAUACGAUGCGACAGUCAUUGAUUGACCAGCAAUCUCUUGGCGAAAGAGGCACUAUUACUGCAGCUAUGGAAAUAGAGAAGAGAAAUUUAAAGACGGCAGCUCUGAGCGCUAUGGCGAGCCUUUGUGCUGGUCCAGUCAGUGUAACCACUGAGAGCGGUGCUACACUUCAUUUCGACAUGAGACGGAUGCUGAACUGGGUGGAAUCGAUUUUCAGCUCCGGAAGUGACCGGGUCAAUGUUAUAGGGAGAAGAGCCAUAAAGAACCUGAUCGUUUAUAACCAGGACCAUCCCUACCUCUUGGAGCACUGCAUCGCGCGGUGCUACCUCACAGAAGUGCCGAAGGUGCUUGAAAGUUAUUUCACCGUGAUUACUGAGGUAUUACUAGAACAUCUCGAUUACCCGUCGCCAUUCUGGAAAUUGUUAGGAUUGUGUUUGUUUACCCUAGGAAGCGACCAAAGCGAUAUCCGAUCCAAGUCAGCACACGUUCUCAGGGCCCUCGGGGAGAGGCAGCAAGCCGCCCAGAACUCCAAGAUCCGAGACUUCGAGAUCAGCAUCGCGGAUAAGACUAAGGCUGUCUACAAGUUAGCUCAGUUUGAGAUUUCCAAACGUCUCGCAAAGCAACAUCCCGAACUCGCAUUUCAUAUCUUUUCCGAGGUUACACUUUAUUUCAAGAAUCUCCCCCCAGGUGCGCAGCGAAAUGUCGUAGCCGUCAUCCUGCCCUGGAUUCAGACUAUUGAAUUAAAGGUCGAUCCAAAUGGAGGGCCCACGGCUCAAUCUUACGUACUCCUUGCCAAUCUACUUGAAGUCACCAUCAAGUCCAGCGCCGCACUUCAUAACGAGGUGCAGGCGCUCUGGCAAGCACUCGCCACCGGUCCAUUUCCUGGGAACGUCCGGCUUGUGCUUGAUUUCAUUAUUUCUCUCUGCUUGGAACGGAGAGAGCAAAACUUCGUCGAGUACGCCAAACAAAUAGUAGUGUUCCUAUCAAGCACUCCUAGCACGCCGGGCAUUAAAGUGGUAGAGUUUCUGCUGAUGCAGAUCACUCCUAAAGCCAUGGUCCCCAACGAAAAGAGAGAUGUUGUCCCGUCACCUCCUGAUCUCAGCCAACUACAAUUGCCUUAUUGCGCCGAUUUGUCAGAAGCCUUGCCCGUCGGAACUAAGCAGGCAGGCUUUUCGUUGGGACAAUUAUCCCUAAUACUCUUGGUUGAUUUGAUGGUGUCACCUGUGCAACUUAAUACCGAUAAUCUAAUAGUCUUAUUACAAGUCAUCACGGUACUUUGGGAUCACUACACGCCUCUCGUUCAAGAACAAGCCCGGGAAAUGUUAGUUCACUUGAUCCACGAGCUUGUUGUCUCAAAAAUGGAUGAGGGUACUCCCAUGGAAACAAAAAAGUCGGUCGAGGACGUGGUUGAUGCAAUUCGACGCCACGACCGUGCUGUUGUCUGGGGUUACGAAGAAAGCAACGGCAAAGUUGACGGCCGUGAUAACAAGGUACCUCAGAGUAUGGAACAUCUGACCGCGGAAGUUGUCAAGACGUUUGAAAUCACUUUCCCAGGAAUCAAGGAACAGUGGAGUCGUCUAUCGUUAACUUGGGCAACCUCGUGUCCGGUCAGACAUCUCGCUUGUCGUUCAUUCCAGAUCUUCCGCUGUAUCCUCACCUCGCUCGACCAGCUGAUGCUUGGCGACAUGCUUGCUCGAUUAUCUAAUACCAUUGCGGAUGAAGAUACCGAGAUCCAGACAUUCUCUAUGGAGAUCCUGACAACUCUAAAAACCCUCAUUUCGAAGCUCGAGCCGGAGAAACUCAUAUCCUUCCCCCAGUUAUUCUGGACGACAUGUGCGUGUCUGGAUUCGAUUAACGAGGUUGAAUUUCUCGAGGCAAUUGAGAUGCUCGAUGAGUUCUUGGAAAAGCUUGAUUUCCACUCCCCAGGCAUUCGGAAUGCCCUUAUGGAAGGCCAACCUCCAAGGUGGGAGGGUUCCUUCGAAGGCGUCCAACCUUUACUCUAUAAGGGUCUGAGAUCGUCUCUUUGUCUUCAGCCCACACUCAACAUUCUGGAUAAGCUUGUUCAGCUACCAAGCUGUGAUCUUAUCGGAAAUGACAACAGGCUAUUCUUUUCCAUCCUUGGUAACUUUCCACGUUUCUUGCAGGCUAUGGAGCAUGGCCCUAUCGAUGAGGCAACUUUGCAAACCGCGGAAAUCCUGUUUGCGGUAGCCGAGGCGCAAGGGCUGUCUUCGAUAUGCGCGGCUCUGGGAGCUUUUAUGGGGUCGAGAUACGCCUCUAGCAAAGAAUUCAUAGUCCAGCUUCUCGCCGCACUUCGCGAAAUCUUCUUGCCGCAGCUCGAUUUCCAGAUGUUAACAAUGCUAUUAGGUUUCCUUACGAACAGCCUACCUUCGGUGAAGAUCAUGACUAUGAGGCUACUUUGCGUUAUCAUUCCCGAAAUUGAGAUGCGCAAACCCGAAAUUGCUAGUCAUGGUUCUGACUUGAUUUCCCCGCUCUUCCGACUUCUACAGACCGAGUAUUGCAUGGAAGCGCUAGAUGUGCUUGACAAUAUCAUGACCAUGUCUGGCACUCCGAUGGAUAAACAUUACGUCCGUAUGAGCAUGACCAGCGCAGCGUCUAAAGAUAGGAAAGACUAUGAGACAACUCAGAGCCUAUUUGGUAUUCCGGAAGACUCUGGCUGGUCGAUCCCGGUCCCGGCAAAGAAGACGGAGAAUACACGGGCCAAUAUACAUGCUGCGUUCUAUAUGUGUCAGGCAAACCCUGAGGAUGGCGCGGCCACAGACCCAACACCGACACCUGAGGUCGAAUUCCAUGCCGAUGAUUACCGAUAUGGUUAUUUUGAGAUGCCAGAACGAACUGAUACUAUGAUGUCGGAUGAUGUCCAGGGUGAUGGCCAGAUGGCCGACUUGGUAACCAAGUUGGAUAGUCUAGACGACUUCUUCGAUGAUAUGUCACAGACGUCCCCUAGUGAGGGACGAUCAUCAAGAACGGUGACGGAAUUCUCGCCCGAGAGCUACGAGUCCGGUGCUCGCCUCUAUGACGACGUCUUGCCCAUCUUACACCAAGCUUCAACCAAUACGUCGUUCCAAAACGGCUUUGUAGACCGGGUGCCAAUGUCGAAAGAAAUUAAGCCCAACACUAUGAACCCAGGUGCUUUCAAUCCCGCGGCAAUAGCCCGGCCGGGACUGCACUCGCGUUCGAUAACCUCGCCCUCGGCACCGAUGUCGUGGACCCAACCUCAGCUCGGCGAGCUGACUUCCGACGACGAACUAACCGAAGAAGUCUUCUCCGACGGCGACGACGACCGCCCACCGAAUGGCGCGCCGGAGAGCUCGUUUUUCCUGGAGAACAUGAUCAAGCCGAUCGCGCAGACGACGAGGACGCAUAUGCGCCGGCUUACGGGCGGCGGACGACGCGACGCCGAGAGGCAGCGGGAACUGUUCCGUGCGCGCCAGCAGCAGAUCUCGCCGCAGGUGCCCAAGGUGCCGAACUCAUUCCUACCGCAUAAGGGGAGUUCGUCGAAUGGUGAUAUGCUGUAGGCGUCAGGAUAGGAUAUAUGUACCUAAUAUGGGACGAGAGCACGGGCAUGUUGAUCUAUUGAUUACAGGCGCUGGGAGAUACCUAGGUGAUGUAAUUGGCAUUUUACGGGUAACGUAGCGAACGGCCUGAUUUGCGGUGGGGAGUAAGUAGUAUGAUAUCCAUCUUGGUGGGUGUAGGGAGUUGUGUCUCUGGAAAUGUUGUAUAUCUGUCGUGUGUAGAGUAGAGGAAGCUAUUCGUGCGUUUAUAUCGCGACGAAGUGAUGCUCCGUAUAUGAUAUGACUCAUUAUGACCCUUGACUUGGAUGUUUUGGUGAUGAUGUUGGUAUAGAGGAUGAGAAUAAAGUGGAAUAACACAAUAUAUUAACCUAGUACCUAUAA
This is a messenger RNA of Daldinia vernicosa, 8339 nucleotides long. RefSeq names its product cell morphogenesis N-terminal-domain-containing protein. The coding region runs from base 660 to 7961 and encodes 2433 amino acids. Lineage: Eukaryota; Fungi; Ascomycota; Sordariomycetes; Xylariales; Hypoxylaceae. The transcript has 2 exons. Gene Ontology annotation, biological process: cell morphogenesis. The record is from RefSeq and is a predicted model, not a curated record. Gene Ontology annotation, cellular component: site of polarized growth; cell cortex.